AUGGCUGGCGAACUUGUUCUUAUCACCGGAGCCACUGGCAUGAUCGGCUUCCGAACCUUGGUCUUCCUUCUUGAAGCAGGCUACAAGGUCCGCGCCGCUGUGCGAAACCAAGCUGGUUUUGACAAGAUCUCACAACUCAAGCCCGUUACUCCAUAUGCCUCGCAGUUGACCAGCGUCAUUGUGCCGGACAUUACUGUCCCUGGAGCUUACGAUGAAGCCGUCAAAGGCGUCGAGUAUAUCGUGCAUAUUGCUUCUCCUCUGGCGAGCAACGCUCCUCCAGGAAUCGACUAUGAGACCUACAUGAUUCAGCCAGCUAUCCAGGGCACCAUAGGCAUCCUUGAGUCAGCAACAAAGGCAACCGGAAUAAAGAAAGUUGUCAUUACCGGAUCUAUCCUCUCCUUAGGCACACCACAGACCUUAGGCUCAGGUACAUAUAUUAAUGAGGAAACGCGAACCCCAACUCCUCACGGCCCUUUCGAGAACGUCAUUCAAGCCUACUCCGCCUCCAAAGCUACAGCAUUUAACAAGACCAAAGAGUUCAUUGCAGAGAGAAAGCCUUCAUUUGGCGUUCAUCACAUAUUCCCCGUCUACGUUCUCGGACGGGAUGAUACCGUCACGACCGCCGAGCAGAUUGUCAAGGGAACCAACAACAUGCUCAUGGGCCCGCUUCUUGGUUCACAGCGACCGCCCAUCCCUGGUGGCUCCGUUCACGUUGAUGAUGUUGCCCGACUACAUGUCCUUGCUUUGGAUCCCAAGGUGGAGGGCAAUGAGGACUUCUUGGCUGCGUCGCACCCUCUUGAGAAGUUUGAGUGGAACGAGUCGCCAAAGUUCAUCAGGAAGCAUUUCCCUCAGGCGGCCGCUGAUGGUUUGUUCAAAUUGGAGGCUGUUGAAAAGGUAGUGACACUCGAUUCAAAGGUAGAUAGCACCAAGGCAGAGAAGCUUUUCGGGUUCAAGUUCAAGACUUUUGAGGAGCAGGUUCAGUCUGUUGUGGGCCACUACUUGGAGCUGUUGGGUAAGAACUAG
This is a messenger RNA of Trichoderma virens Gv29-8, 1023 nucleotides long. RefSeq lists its product as uncharacterized. The transcript has 3 exons. Lineage: Eukaryota; Fungi; Ascomycota; Sordariomycetes; Hypocreales; Hypocreaceae. Bases 1 to 1023 code for a protein of 340 amino acids. The record is from RefSeq and is a predicted model, not a curated record. Gene Ontology annotation, molecular function: oxidoreductase activity, acting on the CH-OH group of donors, NAD or NADP as acceptor.